Molecule: messenger RNA, 1234 nt
Organism: Larimichthys crocea (large yellow croaker)
Lineage: Eukaryota; Metazoa; Chordata; Actinopteri; Sciaenidae
Exons: 4
Coding region: 1-696 (231 amino acids)
Source: RefSeq, a predicted model, not a curated record
AUGAAAGGGUCAUUGAAAACAAAUGGCUACACGUUUGCCUACAGACGACAUGAGGUGGUAAACCAAGAACCAAGCAUUCAGGAAUUGAAGGACAGAUGGCCUGCACUCUUCACACAGAAAGAGAUAAAUACAGAGUUCCAGAGGCUCAUGGCUGUUCCUCUUGAGGGAAAGUUCAUGGCCCAGUUAGACAUGCACUCAAGUCAGCUGAUCAAAGUCAUACGUGCCAAAGGAGGAGCAACACGCCAAAAGAUUGCAAACAUCAUGGACACAUUGGACCAGACUGUGGACAUUAAUCAUCGGAGGGAAUGUGUGCUGAAAGCCCUCACCAUCUUCCUGGGAGAAGAUGCAGAUGGCCUGAUCAAGGAAUACCUUGACUGUGGAGCAGAUGAUGUUCAGAGGGACCUGGGGCAGGUCACCAUGGCAGUGUUUGUGAUUCGGAAGGAGGGGGAGGGACUGCAGGACCCACCUGCAGACAUUGGCAUCGUCAUCGAGGGUGUGGAAGUGUUGCAUGAACUGACUUCGGUUGCCUCAGCUUGUGCCCUGCUUCUAGGUUUGAUUUAUGCACUCAACCUAGCUUAUCCAAAACCCUUUCGCUUCACUUUUGAAGUGCUCCAAAAAAUCUUCAUGCAGCUUGAUCAGCACAAGAUGUCCCCCAAAGUCCAAAAUCUGUAUAUCAAACUUCAAAGCUCCCAGUAAUGGCACACAACGAUGACCAACAAAUGGCCUUGUGCCAUGAUGCGAAGGAACAACUGUUUGGACAUAUAGCAUGUAAAAUAUGUAGUCUCUUUUGGAUGUUGGGCCUUUUUUAUGCUCCGAGACCUCAAACCACAAUUUAAUGUGCUUUUAUACAUAUUUUGUAACGGGUAUGGUAUUUUUAUUUUAUUUUAUUUUAUUUUUUUCAGACAUACUUCCCUACGUUUCAAGGGAAAGGUUGCAUUUCAGGUUUGAUGUGCUCAGUUAUACAACAAACUCCUGUGACACCCUAAAACUUUAAAAGAAGUGUUAAUAUUUUUUCAUCCCCAUUGGUCAGCUACACUGUUAGGGUAUAUAUUCAUUGGCUAUAGCUGAAAAGAAGUCUCUGUACUAUUGGCACUUUUUCAUAGUUGACACUAUAUGUGUUGAGAUUGCAUAUUUGUGUAAUACUGUGUUGCACUAUUUUACACUUUGACAGCUUUGUGGUCCUCCUAACAGUUACUUGCAUCUUGUGCAUAUGUGUUUUGUUAAGUUAAUGGUU